UGUUUUGACCCGGCCGCCGCGCCGUAGGCCGCGCUGCAAGCCUGGGAGCCGCGAUGGCGAACGUGUCCGAGAGGACGUUGCAGCUGUCGGUGCUGGUGGCCUUCGCCUCCGGAGUGCUCGUGGGUUGGCAGGCACACCGGCUGCGGCGGCGCUACCUGGACUGGAGAAAGAAGAGGCUGCAAGACAAGCUGGCGGCGACGCAGAAGAAGCUGGACCUGGCCUGAGAUCCCCGCACUGUCGGUCCCCGCCGGCCACCGUGCGGCCACCUCGCCUCUCCGGUGCGGGGCUCCAGCCGAAGCCAGGCUCGCCUCACUCUCUCCGCCCGCGGUGCCGGGCUUUUGCCGGAGUCGCUUGUUGAAGAUGGAUAUAGAGAACUGGACAGAAAUAGUUUCUCCUUGCACUUUAUGAAUCAAUUUUAUUUUUAAAAUAAAAAAAAUUAAACAUAUUU
Molecule: messenger RNA, 448 nt
Organism: Physeter macrocephalus (sperm whale)
Lineage: Eukaryota; Metazoa; Chordata; Mammalia; Artiodactyla; Physeteridae
Gene: MTLN
Product: mitoregulin
Exons: 2
Coding region: 54-224 (56 amino acids)
Biological process (GO): positive regulation of mitochondrial membrane potential
Cellular component (GO): mitochondrial inner membrane
Source: RefSeq, a predicted model, not a curated record